GUCUUCGAAACGCGUCAACCACCAGUCUCCGUCUUCUUCUUCUUCCACUGCUCUCUCUCUAGUCUCCAUCAGUUUCCGAAUCGAAGCUCUCUCUCUCUCUCUGUCAUGGCGUCCAAGCCUCCCAGCCUCAGCCUCAAGGACGCGAGCGAGCGCGAGCUCCAGAAGGUCUUCAACCAGUUCGACGCCGACGCCGACGGCAAGAUCUCCCCCGCCGAGCUCUCCGGCGUCCUCUCCGCCACCGGAUCGGCCUCCUCCCCCGCCGACGUCCGACGCGCCAUGGAGGACAUCGACGCCGACAAGGACGGCUUCAUCAGCCGCGCCGAGUUCGCUGCCUUCUGCCGGUCCGACUCCUCGUCCUCCUCCGCGGAGGCGGAGAUCCGCGACGCCUUCGAUCUGUACGACCGGGACAAGGACGGCCUGAUCUCCGCGGAGGAGCUGCACCUGGUGCUCAACCGGCUGAACGCCCGGUGCUCCCGCCAGGACUGCGCGAGGAUGAUCCAGUCGGUGGACAAGGACGGCGAUGGGAAAGGUCAACUUCGAGGAGUUCAAGAGGAUGAUGUCGGAUUCGGUUCCUGGUAACGGUGGAUCUGUGGCCUGAAAUCGAUGAUUUUACCGUAGAAUCUGACUUGAAUCGACCUACUAUACCGUAUUAUUAGCUCGUGACUCGCGAACUUGUAUGCAUAACGAGUUCAUCCAUCCACUGUGAUUUGCCCCUUAGAUACCGCGCCAUUAGAACAGAACAAUUGCAUGUACUGCAUCCCAUUUCAAUCCAUCUGUUCGACUCA
Molecule: messenger RNA, 785 nt
Organism: Rhodamnia argentea
Lineage: Eukaryota; Viridiplantae; Streptophyta; Magnoliopsida; Myrtales; Myrtaceae
Product: probable calcium-binding protein CML27
Exons: 1
Coding region: 106-579 (157 amino acids)
Molecular function (GO): calcium ion binding
Source: RefSeq, a predicted model, not a curated record